This is a messenger RNA of Cariama cristata (Red-legged seriema), 886 nucleotides long. RefSeq names its product transmembrane protein 18 (gene TMEM18). The transcript has 4 exons. The coding region runs from base 113 to 355 and encodes 80 amino acids. Lineage: Eukaryota; Metazoa; Chordata; Aves; Cariamiformes; Cariamidae. The record is from RefSeq and is a predicted model, not a curated record.
GGACUGGUCCGAGCCCUGGCUGGUGGGGCUGGCGGUUUUCCACAUCUUCUGCUUUCUCCUAACGUGCAUCUCCUUCCAGCACUACCGGGUGCAAAUUGGGCACUUCCUCAGCAUGGUGGGCUUAGUGUACUGUGCUGAAUAUAUAAAUGAAUUAGCAGCCAUGAAUUGGAGGCUGUUUUCUAAAUACCAAUACUUUGAUUCAAGAGGAAUGUUUAUUUCACUUGUAUUUUCAGCACCACUGUUGGUGAAUACUAUUAUAAUUGUGGUCACCUGGGUUUACAGAACUUUGAAUGUGAUGAGUGAACUGAAGACACUACAGCAGAGAAUGAAAGCAGAAAAAGAGAAAAACAAGUGAAAGCACCUAACACUAUUUUUUUUUGAUUGAAAUAAUACUUGUCCAAGUAAUCAGUCCUUCUGUAUGUUUAUCCAGAAACGGCAAUGUUUUUGUGUUGAUGUCAAGAGGACUUUGCAACCUGUGGCUGUGGACAGUGAGGUGAAACUGGGUAUCUACAACACACUUGAAUUGGCUGUGAAAUUGAGAAACCCAGUCUUAACAGGUCUUUGUGCCCUUCAAUGUAAGAUAGUUUUCCACCAUGACCAAGGCUAUUAGUACUGGUGAGACACAAUCUUCCAGUCUGUUUCCAUUUGCCUAUGUGCUUUUUAACUAUGUCAUAACUGUGUUUUUAUCAAGUAUCCAGUCUUCUGCUGCUUAAGCCAAUUGGAGCAGUGUUGUCAGUUCAAGUAAAUGAGGGAUUGUAUUCAGAAUACCUCAGGAAGCCAUGCUUCUAUGAAGCGUUUCACUUCUUUAUAAAUCAAGUUUUAUACUUCCUGUGUGUAUUGUGUGCCAGUAGCAUUUUAUAAAUAAAAUUAUCCACUGUAUCUUAAA